Cydia fagiglandana is the source of this 2029-nucleotide messenger RNA. Its product is annotated as dynein regulatory complex subunit 2. The coding region runs from base 19 to 1548 and encodes 509 amino acids. Gene Ontology annotation, cellular component: axoneme; axonemal dynein complex. The record is from RefSeq and is a predicted model, not a curated record. The transcript is spliced from 9 exons. NCBI's taxonomy places the organism in Eukaryota, Metazoa, Arthropoda, Insecta, Lepidoptera, Tortricidae. Gene Ontology annotation, biological process: regulation of cilium movement; axonemal dynein complex assembly; cilium-dependent cell motility.
AGUAAAAAAUAAAUCAAAAUGCCAAAAAAAGGGAAAGUGAACAAGCUCGCGCGCAUGUCCGACGAAGAGCGGGCUCGAUAUCUACAACAUCGCGCCGAUAUAGAAGAGGAGGCGCGCCGGCGCAAGCGUGAUCUUAUCGCACUCUUCAUCAAGAACAAACUCGACAAGGAGCAAGCGUACAGUCGUACUAACACCGCGAAAUUGAAUCAGGCAUGGCGGUACAUUCUACGUCGCGUAAAAUGCAAACAAAUGGCUCUAGAGAUACAGGGCGUCAUGAGCAGUUUCAACUUCAUGGUGGAGCGCAAGGAUCGGCAGUUGGCAUCGCUAUCGAGGGCAAUUGAAGACUCCGACGAGCAGCAUCGCCGAGCUUUCCAGGCCCACACCGAGACCCUCAGCCACUUCCUAAACAUAGGCUCGCAACGCCUCGACAAGCUGCACACAGAAUAUGAGCACCAGAAGAAUAGUCUUCUGGACAGUUGGGACAAAGAGGAAGGCGACAAAAUUGACAGCCAAGAGCAGGCGGAGACCAAACUGAUACUUAUUACGUACAUCCAGGACAGGGACUUCCAGGCCGAUAAGAAGGAAAAGGAACUGAAACGAGCGACUGCUAAAAAUGAUGCACGAUUAGAGCACGAAGAAGAGAUGAGAAGCCUGUGCCGACCAAAGAAGCUGCAAAUAGAGAUGUACUGGAACCAGCUCCGAGACGUGUACAAUUCUUUCCUGGAGAGGUUCAACCCCAUCAUGAGCCACUACAAUAGCCUGAGGGAGAAGGACGACUUCUACCAGCAGGAUAUCGCUAGGAAUGAGAUACAAAUACAACAAGCGUCGGAAUUGAUCUUAACUUUGCAAAAGGAAUGGAUGAAAUCUACAAACACCAUGGCCGCGAAGCUAAAAAAAAUGUUGGCGCACAAAGAGGACUUAGCUAGAAAGUACUGGCAGAUGAAGAGAGACGCAAAGAUAGAACGGAGCAGGACGGAGGAAUACCUGGCAACGAUGGUGGAUGCCAGUCAAGACGCCACAAAACGCCUCGAAGAUGUAAAGGAGAAGUUGGAUAAAAUAAUGCAAAUGGCAGAGAUAUGCCGCAAGUACGAGGUAGAGGGAGACAACGAUGUGAUGCAGAGUGAGGGAGACGGGGAGAUACUGGAGUUUGAGAACCUGGACAGCGCUAUGAUCAAUGAAUAUAAAGAAUACAGCAAGAUGGAUAAGCUGAUACUAAAAAUGAACAAAGUGAAAGUACAGGCCAUUUGCCUUCGAGCCGAGAAAAACAAACUGGCGGCCGAGAACGUCCAGCUCAAGCAUUACUUAAAGAGGUUCCUGACAGAGCUGGCCCUUAAGGGAACGAAGGCUAGGCCGCUCAGUGUAUCGCUGCCGAGGACGCAGAAGACAGAUGCUGGGAAAGCCUUGAACCGUCCAGUGACAUGCAUAGAAGGAGCCCUUUCGAAUGCAGUCCUACAUGAGAAACGGAUGAAGUUGGAGGCCCGGAAACAGAAGGAGUGUGCCAUGCGGUCCUAUCCCCGUGUCCAGUGCUGGAUAGACAAUGCUUAUUAACAAACCCUGUUAUCAAUUUUGCAGUUUGUUGCCCCAGGCACUGUAGCCGCCCCUUCUCAUCUCACCACCCAUCAUAUUGACUGCUGCAAAUGAGAUCUGACGGCUGGGCAAAUCUGCUACUAUAUGUCGAUACCUAUAUAAUACGGUGAUCUGUUGUAUACACUGUGUAACAUAAGGAAACCAAAUAAUUUUAACAGCAUAUUCCUGAUCAUAUUUAGAGGCAUAAUAUGAUCAGGAAUUUUUUCCUUCUUUUGACCUCAGAAAGGCGUGGUAAAAUUAUUCAGUUUCCUCAUGUUACACCAUGUAUUAUCAGGAAAUCUGGUGGGAACCAAGAACAAUUAAUGCUACUAGUUCUAAGAAAAAUGCCAAACCUAAUCUUACAGGAUCUAUCUUUCUUUUGAUGGAAAAAGACACUAAUUAUCAUUCAUCGGCAAUUUGGUUGCCACGCAACAGGAUCUAGUAUAAACCGCUUGUAUUAAUA